AAACCCCGCCGAGCUAGUUAGAUUGAAAGUAUUAGCCUGCUAAUUUAAUCGAGUUGUUUCUCAUCUGAGUUUUGACUCUUGAUGGACGAUAACGUUUUGUCACGUUCCGUGUUCAGAAAGUGGUACAAGACCAAACGAUUUAGUCUAAUGCUAAUCUAGCUAGCUAGUGGCAGCUAGAUAGUUAAGUUGGCAUGUCGUAACCAUUCUCUUUAACAAAUCCGACCAGCUGUUAUCCAUCUUGUCUUUAACUUUAUCUUGUACAUAUUCAGUGUGUCCUUUCUUAUUUGUGUUUAUUUAAUCUGUUUUUUUAAACAGCUGAUAGAACAUACCUCCAGAUGUUAGCCAGAUGUUGUAGCUGCUGUUUACUAUAAAUGCACAUUCACACUUAAGAGGACACGUAUAUUUUAAUUCCAGUACCUUAUUUCAGAUAUUUCUCAGACCUAACUAAAACCCAGUGCUCCUUUACUGAUGGACAUAAGGCGAGCACUACAAAUUGAACACUGGCUGUUACAGAGGUCCUUCAUUUUACUACUAAUACUUAUCAUACAUUCAGGCUGAUAUGGAACAGCCUUCUGACAACUCAGAUGGUUUACAGCCUCAGGAACUCUCGACCUCAGCCUGUAGCCUUCCUCACGUUUUUGACCUGACGAAGAACAGCGAAGAAUGUUUGUUGAAAACCAACUCGAUUGAGGCCUUGCAUGUUGUCCAGCCGCCAGGCUGGUAUCUAAGUUCUGGGACCAGCAACGGGUCAGUGCUUCCAGAAGACAAGACUGAUCCUUCACCGCAGCCCAGUGAGCAGAUACAACCAGACAAUGCUCUUUCCAACACUACAGUUACUCUCUCGUAUGUGACCAGGUCCCAUGUGUUUUCUGCCCAUGACUCACUCUCACAGCAUUCACAGAUUUACAGUGUUCCAAUAAGCAAGGCUUUUUCUCUGCACCCCACUGCGUACGAUGCUAGCCAGCUGGUCACAGAUCCAGGAGGAGGGCCACUGUGUGUGGAAAUGGACCAGCACUGCCUCCAGCAGGUGACCGUGCCUGUCGGCUUAGCCGCCUGUGCCAGUUCCUUCGAUUUUGUCACGUCAGGACAGGUUUCAGAAAAUGUUGCAAGUCUAUGUCUUCUUCAGCAGGCACACAACAUCAGUGGUAUACAAGAUGUUGAGAGCCUUGCUCUGGAGACGCUCAGAUCUUUACAGCAGAACAGCCCAACCGAAUGUAAGAUCCCUCUCAACCUGGACGACAUUCAGAACGGUGCCAUUGGGAGCUUGUGGAACACAGGAUCUAUUGAUGGGAGCUUUCCAGCUGGCCACGUUGAGAACUUGGUGGAUCAGCACAAGAACGGCAACCCAGAAGUACUUUUCCUGAUCUCCAGAACCGAUGAACCAGUUAUUUUACCGGACGAUCAGGAGACAGCAGGCCUCACUGUUGCACUAAAUCACGAGUUUAUAAGUGCACUGGAAGAUUCCCCCGCCUUUGCCUCACUGAUUGGGGUAAAGGAUGCUUCCAUUCUGCCCCAGACUGCAAAACCCCAAAAUGAAGAGAACUUUCUCACUGAAGAAACUGACAUCAGGCAAAAUGAAUCGAGUAAUGUGGAAUCUGAUCUUCUCCUGAGUGUGGAAGAGAGAGAUUCAUCAUCUGCACCAGAGGCAUUAAGUGCAACCAUUAGCAGUGAACUAACAGACAGUACUGUUGACACAUCCAGUAUAGAACAGUCUGAACCGAGCAGGAUAUUAUCUGAGGUACAGAAGGAGACAACACGUGUACAUAAUGUGACACAUAAUGUGAAAACACAAACUAGAAGCUUAAUUGCCAAAAAGGAAACACUAGUAAGAAAAGAACUUCCUCCAAGAACUACAAGAGGGAUGAGGUUAGAGGCCAUUGUUCAGAAUAUCUAUCCUUCCAGGUACAAAUCCAGUCAUGUCUCAUCUGCAAAAAAAUGUCAGCGUUCUGACACCCAGCCAGAUAAGACCACUCAUCUGGGAUCUGGCCAAAAUGUGUCAUUUGGCAACGGCGACAGCAAUGUUUUAGAGGAGGAGCGUCCUCCAAAGGUCGGGACUGAAGCUAAUAAAAAGACAGCUCAAUUACAGGAAGCGUCAGAAGAAACAGAUGUAGCUGAUUCAAGCAAAAUAUCUACCUCAUGUUCUGAAACUGUUUCAAAACAUUCAUUAACUGUCCCAUCCCCGGGGUUGUCACACAAACCCAUCACAUCUGUCAAGAAAUCAAAGAAACAACAGAAAUUCUCAAACACCUCUUCAGUAAGGGUAGGAAAAAAGACUGCACUGCCUAGAUCGAAACAGACAAAAAGCCCUUUAAAGCAACCUACUUUAACUACAAGCAGCAAAAGUCCAGCAAGAGUGAAAAAAGUCCCUACACCUAAAAAGAAAAGGAAAAAGCAUAAAGCGGGGCAGUCUUCCAUGUUCUCUCUACAGGAGCCGGAAAUAAAGCUCAAAUAUGUCAGCUACAAAGAGGAGAAAAGGGAAAAGAAAGAUGAGACCUUUUCUCCUUUCAUACAUGUAGAACUGAAAGCAUAUCCUACCUGUACAGUAAUCAACUACCUUGAUGAGAGUGCCAGGCUGAGCCGAGGGAAGCGGCCUACACCGGUCGUGUCAGGAAAAAUGCCCACCACACCGUGUCUGCAGUACGGCCGCGUGUCCGUGGAGGGCACACGCUGGGACGCUCUUGUGUGCUGCCUUUGCGGAUGCUCAGCGAACGCUAUGGACCUGGGUGAUUUGCAUGGACCAUACUAUCCUGAGGGUUUCCGGCCCGAAGCAAAGCUGCCUACUAAUCCACAGGAGCCAAGAGACGACGACUCCAGUGACACUGAUUCAUCAAGCAAUCAGACUCGAAAGCCACAUCACAAGCUGCAGGCAGCUGCUCUAGGGCCCUAUCAAAUGUGGAGCAGUGAUGGUGAGCUUUCCUGCAGCCAUGCAGCUAAGAGAUCCAGAACAGACACUGUGACAGACUGGUUUGCCCCACCCAUAGUGCCCUUAGAAGCCAGCGAGUACUGGCUCCACGAGGACUGUGGCAUAUGGUCAGCUGGGGUCUUUCUCGUGAGAGGAAAGCUUUACGGGCUAGAGAGAGCCGUUAAGACGGCAAAGGAGACGAUUUGCUCCUCUUGCCACAAAAUGGGAGCCACAUUGGGCUGCUUUUUCAAAGGCUGCCCUAACAAGUAUCACUACAUAUGUGCAAUGCAGUCAGGUUGUGUCUUAUAUGAGGAAAACUUCUCAAUGAAAUGCAGAAAGCACAAGAACAAAUCCAUUAAGAGUUUAUUAUCUAACAAGCAAAACAACAGGUGACAGGGGAAGAGGAUGCUGCUCAAUGAACCAGAAUCCUGUCUGUUCAGGACAAGUUCAGCCACUAUUCUGCAACACCUAGAGACCAAGAGCAUCUGACAGAAAAGUCUCUCUGGGACUCGGACACCACAUACCUUAAUGCUUUCUCCUGCCGUUUCACUGUCACAGACUUCUCUUUCAAAUGUCAGCUGCAGCGACUGAUUUCUGACACGACUAAACACAGCUUUUGCACGUUUGCGACUGUUUACAGAUGAAGCCUAGUAUCUGAAAAGUAUCCUUCAAGACAGUGGGAUGUAAUCUAGAACUAGACUGAUUCUCUCUCUCUCUCUCUCUCUCUCUCUCUCUCUCUCUCUCUCUCUCUCACUCACACCUUCUCUGUCUCUCUCUCUCUCACUCUCACUCACACCCUCUCUGUCCCUCUCUCUCUCUCGCUGUCCCCCUCUCUCUCUCUCUCCCUCUCUCUCGCUCUCUCUCUCUCCCUCUCUCUCUCCCUCUCUCCCCCCCUCUCUCUGGGAAGAUUUGUUCAAUGUAACCACAGCACAAAGCCAAUCUACUAACGGUGUAAUGAUUUCAUGGACUUUGUAGUGUAAUCAUCUGAAACUUAUUUAUUACGUUUGGGUUCAUUUCAUUUGUAAGCUUUCGGCUUUUUUGAGCCGCAAGUGUACAUGUUAAUGUAAAACAAACAAAAAAAAAAUGGUUCCUCAGAGGAAUUUUUAUAGACUUUGUGAAAUGUCUAAUGUAUUGAAGCAAAUCCAAGUCAGCAGGUCGGUCACCAACGUGACAAACAUCAGCUGUCGGAUGUCAGCACGGUAGUCGUCUGUCCUGUGUCGCUCUCCUUCGUUCACAACAUUUAUUUUUUUUUACAUUUGUGAGUCAUUCGCACAGUCUUUUCUGUAUAUUUGGGAAUUUAUUUGUAAAUGUUGUUUCUUCUAGAAGGCUGAAAUGAGGGAACUACACUUGAUGGUGCACAUCACGUGUAUGUUUAAGCCUGUAUCCCACGCUGGGACAACGGUAUUGUCCUUAAUUUUUUAACUCCCAAACUCACUGAUCCCGGCACUCCUGGAAAUACAGACAUAAUGAAAUAGUACUGGCAAUAACGCUAUUUGUUAUUUUGGCACUAUGCAACUAAUCCCAUUAGCAUGUGUAAGUAAUAACUGCUGAGCUGUGUACUGUUAAACGGUACAAAUCAGCAACCUUAAUUUUCAGCAUAAUGUAAUUGCCAGUUAUUUAACAUUAAUAUUUAAGUAACUUGAUUAGAAUGUAAUAAAUUAAAGGAGCACUUUGCUCAGAACGUCUGCUGUCCUCACGACGUUCGGCUUUGAUGAAAAAAAUCGAUCCACGCGGAACUCUGCUUACGCGUAGCAUCGAACAGACGUGUGACGUCAAAUCCAAAUGCUCUUUCGCUUGAGCUCUGAGUAGUCUUCAGAGCGAUUUGGAAAUCAAGGGUAUGAAACGAACGUUAAAACCGUGUGCACUUGUUAAAUGACCGUGUUUAUCACGAUCCUGACCCCAUGACACUGAGCCAUGUUGUGUGCCAUAUUUUUCUUCAGCUAUGUUCUCUUUGUAUUUCUUUGCAAGUGUUGCUGUAAUGUCAUGUGAUUUAGGAAAUUCUGUCCCAGACAAAAUGGUGUUGAGCUUUAUAUUACCACACAACCAUGCAAGAAAAAUUACCAAAUAUGUUCUCAUUCAUUUCUUGUUUCUUGUACUUUAUGAAUCCUAUUCUCAGGGUUGAGCCUUACAUUCUUUGUCAUGUUUUUACUCCCAAAUUUAUUUAUCCAGGACUGACUACUAGAACACUGUCAGCGCUAAAUAAUAAAUCGGCUUCUUUUAUUUUCUCAAACGCA
Messenger RNA from Tachysurus fulvidraco (yellow catfish), 5136 nucleotides. Its product is annotated as transcription factor 20. The transcript has 6 exons. The record is from RefSeq and is a predicted model, not a curated record. NCBI's taxonomy places the organism in Eukaryota, Metazoa, Chordata, Actinopteri, Siluriformes, Bagridae. Gene Ontology annotation, cellular component: nucleus. Bases 560 to 3295 code for a protein of 911 amino acids. Gene Ontology annotation, biological process: regulation of transcription by RNA polymerase II.